This is a messenger RNA of Cokeromyces recurvatus, 3370 nucleotides long. RefSeq names its product armadillo-type protein. Gene Ontology annotation, biological process: protein import into nucleus. The coding region runs from base 66 to 3215 and encodes 1049 amino acids. Gene Ontology annotation, cellular component: cytoplasm; nucleus. NCBI's taxonomy places the organism in Eukaryota, Fungi, Mucoromycota, Mucoromycetes, Mucorales, Mucoraceae. Gene Ontology annotation, molecular function: nuclear import signal receptor activity; small GTPase binding. The transcript is spliced from 8 exons. The record is from RefSeq and is a predicted model, not a curated record.
UUUUUUUUUUUUCUUCUUUGCUUUGCUUUCAUAGUUAGUUCAUAUUAACCUUCUUUAUCAUAAAUAUGGAGCAAUUUCUUGCAGGUCUCGAUGAUCUUUUAACAAAGUUAGCUCAGGCACAAGAUUCAGAGACUAUCAGAAAUGCUACAUCUAUUUUGAAUACACAAUAUUAUGCUUCAGCUGACUGUGUCCCUGCUCUUGUAGAGAUUAUCUCACGUUCACCUCAUUUUCAAGUACGUCAAUUAGCCGCAGUUGAACUCCGUAAGAGAAUUACAAAAUGGUGGCCUCAAAUUCAAGAAGCCUUGAAGGUUAAUUUACGCUCUCAACUAUUAUCUAUUGCCCUUAAUGAGCAAAAUGAAACUGUUCGUCACUCCAUUGCUAGAGUUAUAUCUUCUGUAGCUAGUAUUGACAUGCCUGAUGAGAAAUGGCCAACACUGUUAAACUUUUUACAGGAAUCAUGUGCCAGCCAAAACGCCGCUCAUCGUGAAGUAGGCAUUUAUUGUUUAUAUACCUUAUUCGAAGUGAUUGCUGAUCUUUUUAUGAACAAUACAGCUAGUUUGUUUCAACUUUUCAAUAAAUUAAUUGUUGACGCUGAAAGUAAAUCUGUUAGAAUUACUACAGUCUUAGUCCUUGGUAAACUUUCAGAAUUUGUCGAUAGUGAAGAUAAAUCUACUAUUAAAAUGUUCAGAGCCAUUCUGCCCAACAUGGUUAAUGUUUUAGAACAAUGUAUUAAGGACGGUGAUGAAGAAAACGCUGCAAAAAUCUUUGAAGUUUUUGAUACAAUGUUAAUGCUGGAUGCACCUUUAUUGAGCGAACAUCUUGCUAAUUUAAUCGACUUUUUCUUGACAAUCGGUGCCAAUACUGAGUUAGAUGAUAGUAUUCGUGUUUUUGCUCUAUCCUUCUUAAUGUGGGCAGCUGUUUACAAACAAAAUAAGAUCAGACAUUUGAAAUUAGUGGGUCAUAUUGUGGAAAGAUUAAUGCCUAUUGGUACUGAAGAGGAUCCUGAAGAUAUUGAUGAAGAUUCUGCAUCUCGCUUAUCAUAUAAAGUUUUAAAUGCUUUAGCAACAAACAUCCCUCCUCAACAAGUAUUCCCAAUCGUAAUGCCUUUUGUUCUUAAUUAUAUCCAAAAUCCCAACCCAAAUUAUCGUAAAGCUUCCAUGAUGGCAUUUGCUGUAACAGUUGAAGGUUGUACAGAUAUUAUCGCCAACAAAUUAAAUGAACUUCUUCCUCUUGUUUGCACUGGUCUUCAAGAUUCUGAAAUUAUCGUUCGUCGUGCUGCUUGUAUGGCUCUUGGAUGUCUUGCCGAGGAAAUGCCUGCCGAUAUUUCUGAACAUCACCAAGUUUUAUUACCUCUUGUUUUCAAUUUGAUGAAUGAUAAUAAUCCUGAAGUUACAAAGCAUGCAUGCAAUGCUCUUGAUGCUAUUCUUGAGGGUCUUGGUUCAGAUAUUGUUCAAUACCUUCAAUUAUUGAUGGAAAAACUUUUAUUUUUAUUGGAUAACGGUGUAGAGACCGAGACUCGUGCUACUGUCAUAGCUGCCAUCGGCAGUGCUGCUCAUGCCGCAGGUGAAGUCUUUCAUCCUUACUUUAACCAAGUUUUACCCCGAAUUGUUCAAUUUAUGUCACUUAAGGAAUCUUCUGAUGACCAAAUGCUUCGUGGCGUUGCUACUGAUACAAUUGGUUCAAUUGCAGAAGCAGUUGGUGCUGAUAUUUUCCGUCCUUAUGUACAAAACUUGAUGGCCUUAGCAGUUGAGCAACUUCAUUUAGAUUCUCCUAGUCUUCGUGAAUGUUCAUUUGCUUUGUUUUCUAAUCUUGCACGUGUCUUUGGUGAAGAGUUUGCUCCUUAUUUGCCCACUAUUGUUCCUGAAAUCUUAAAGUCCUGUAAGGCUGAAGAAAAGAAUGAAACCGUGUUGGAUGAAGAGGUUGAUUUGACUACAGGUGACAUGGAUGAUGAUAUCGAUGAGGACUUUGAAAACUUUAAUUUCAACUCUGCUAUUGCUGAUGAAAAAGAAUUUGCUGUUGACGCCUUAGGUGAACUCUUUGCCAACACAAAAUCUCAUUUCUUACCUUAUAUUGAAGAAUCCCUUGUCGAACUUCAGAAACUUGCUGCUCAUUUAUAUGAUAACGUUCGUAAAUGCGCUAUUCAAAGUAUGUUUACUUUCCUCAAGACUUUUUAUACCAUGUCUAAUCCUGUUCCUUGGACUGUCGGUGUCUCUGCUACUUACCCUGUUCACGAUAAUAUCAAAAGUCUAGCCAGCACCGUUAUUCCCAUGACAUUAGAAUUAUGGAAGGAAGAGGAUGAUCGUUCUGUCGUUGCUCAAAUUUGUCAAGAAUUCGUUACUGCCCUUCGUUUAAUGGGUCCAUUUAUUGUUUCAGGUUGUCUUGAAGAUGUUGCGCAAAUCCUUUUAGAAAUCUUCCAAAAGAAGUCUCUCUGCCAACAGACCUUUGAUGAUGGCGACUAUGAGGAAGAGGAUGACGAAAUUGAAUCCGAGUCACUCUUGAUUACAUCUGCAGGUGACCUUGUUGCUGCUCUCUGUGAGACAGUGGGUCCUAAUUUCGCCAAGUACUUUGAAGUCUACAUGCCUCUUAUGAUUAAAUAUUAUAAACCUACCAAGACACAGUCUGAAAGAUCGAUGGCUAUUGGCUGUCUAGGUGAAUGCAUUGCUGGAAUCAAGUCUGCUGUCACAUCUUACACUGAACGUUUAUUGCCCAUCUUUGUAAAGGCCUGUGGUGAUGAAGAUGAACUUGUACGUAGUAACGCUGCCUUUGCCUUAGGUUGUCUCACUCUUCAUACACAAAUUGACUUGAGUCCUCAUUAUGGUCAACUCUUGACUGCUCUUUCGCCCCUCUUUAGCAACCAAACUUUACCUAAUACAGUGGACAAUGCCGCUGGUGCAGUUGCUCGUUUAAUUUUAGCACAUCCUGAGGCUGUACCUUUAGACCAAGUUUUACCUACCUUUGUGAAUGCUUUGCCAUUGAAAGCUGAUUAUGAAGAAAAUCAACCUGUCUUUGAUUGUAUCUUCCAAUUAUUCUCUACUAAUAAUGCCUUUGUCCUUGGUCAUUUGCCUCAAUUCCUUCAUAUCUUCACCCUUGUCCUUGCCGAUAAUGAACAAUUAAAGGAAAAUACUCGUAAUCAUUUGAUUGAACUCAUUCGUCAUCUGAACGCUCAGUCACCAGAGUUAAAUAUUGCUUCCAGCGACUUGGCACGUUUCUUGUAAUAUCCAAACAAAAAAAAAAAAAAGAAAUCAUUUUAUAUAAUAAUCAUGUUUAUUAUAUGUUGUUCUGUGUACAUGCAUGUAAUAUUUUGCUUUUAUUAUUAUUUUUCUCUGUAAUUAUACUUUUUGUGAAAUAAAUUAUCCAUAUUAUUCUUUUU